AUGAUUAUUAUGCCAUAUUAUGAUUCAGGUGAUUUGAUACAUUAUAUCACUAAAGAUUUUUAUAAUAUUAGCUGGGAAACAAAGUUAGAAAGAUUAGGUGGUAUAGCAUAUGGACUUGCUCAAAUACAUAAGUUAAAUAUUAUCCACAGGGAUUUUCAUAGCGGAAAUAUCCUUUUCAAUAGAGAAAAUGAUGGGCAAUUUGUUAAUAUUACAACAAUAGGAGAUCUUGGUAUAAAUAAAUCUGCAUUUGAAUCUGGAAAUGAUAAUGAAAGUUAUGGUAUUAUUCCUUAUAUGGCACCAGAAAUUUUUCAAAGACAAAAAUAUGAUAAAUCUUCAGAUAUAUAUAGUUUCGGAAUGAUUAUGUGGGAGUUAAUGACAUGUAGAAGACCUUUUUGGGAUCGAAAUCAUGAUACAAAGCUUAUCAUUGAUAUUUGUGAUGGUUUACGACCACCAAUUGUCACAAAUGCACCCGAAGGUUAUAUUGAGUUAAUGAAAGAAUGCUGGUAUACUGAUCCAAAUAAAAGACCGACAGCUGAUGAUAUACAUAAAAGAGUUGGAAGUAUUCGAAUUCAUAAUCAUAAAAAUGGAAUACAAACUAGAAUUAUAAGAUCAUCAGAUAUUGGACCUAUAGCAUUAAAUUAUCCAGGUGCUAUUUAUAAAAGCAGACCUUUAAGUGCCAUGAUUAAUACUGCAAUGUUUUUAAGGGAUUUAAGAAGUCAACCUACUAAUUUAGAAAAAGUCAAAAGAUUUGAGGAUGGUUUAAUUGAAAGUCAUAAUGAUAAUAAUGAUGACGGUCAAAGUAUUAAAAGAAAAAAGUUAUAUGAAGAUGAAGGAGACUAUAUUAAAAGAGAAAUUAGAUAUCGAUACGAAGCUUAAUAAUGAGGAAGUUGAAUUCGAUAUUAACCUUUUAGCAAGAUUAUUAUCACAGGUUGUGUACUGUAGGUAAUGAAUAUUGUACGAUGUUGUAUUUAUAUUUGUUAACUAACGUCACGAAGUGGUAUUAACCAAUAUAAAUACCACCGUACAAUAUUUACAUCAUGGUAUAUUUAUAUUUCUGGUUUUUUUUUUGGUUUAAGGUAUAUAUUACAAAUAUUUUCUUAUCUUAUUUAAGGAAACUGUAUAAAUUUAUAGAAGUUCCAGUAGUUACAGUUUAUCAAUAGCAAAUAUGAUUUGUACGUUUUUUUCAAACA
This is a messenger RNA of Rhizophagus irregularis DAOM 181602=DAOM 197198, 1190 nucleotides long. NCBI's taxonomy places the organism in Eukaryota, Fungi, Glomeromycota, Glomeromycetes, Glomerales, Glomeraceae. The record is from RefSeq and is a predicted model, not a curated record.